CAUACAUACAUACAUACAUACAUCAGAGCAAAAUCUCUAAAUCUUCACUCGCAGUCUGGCUCAAUCAAGCAGCCUAGCUUGCAAGCUAGACAGGACCAUUUCUGAUCAGGUUGAAGCUGGGAAUCAAACAGCAGAACAGAACGGUCCCCAGUUUGGAUAACAGCAUACCCACAGAACCAAUUUCACCACUUUCUCCCCCCACCCCAACCCACUUCUUUCCCUUAUCCCCGUAGACAAGAAAGUAGAAAACUAAAAAGAUCAAAGAUGCUUCUCAAUCUCACCUUGUUCUGUGUCCCUUUCCAGGCCGGAAUCUUCACAGCCACACAGUAGCGACUCAGAAAAUCAGUUUCUACUUGAGAGGCUCAGAGCAAUACCAUUCCUGGAUUUCAAAGUUCACACAAGAAUACCCAUCAGAGAAAUCCUUAGCAGAUUUUGCCUCCACCGAACGGAAAAUCUGACUCGAAAAUCAGUUUCUAGUCUAGAAGCUGAAACUGGUAUUGUUCCAGGAUUUCAAAGUUCAGACUCAAGAAAACGCAUCAGAUCAAUCCUUACCUGCGGGUGCUACAAGUUUUGCUUCCACCCAUCACAGAAUCUGCCACAAGCCCACAAUAGCAGUGACUCGGAAAUCAGUAAAACCCAUCGAAAUUCUUAGCAGUGGGUGCUUCAAAUUUUGCUUCAACCCAAAAACCAGUUGUUAUCCAAGAAGCAGAAGGCAAUACCGUUCUGUGCUUCAAAGUUAAGACACAAGCAAGCAAAACCUUCAAAAUCCUUCUUCGGUUCAAGAUACACCAGAAAAGGAAAACCUGUGGGCGGUGAAUAUGCAUCGACGUCUUCUGGACGCCGGGCUAAGUGUGUCUCCGGCAUAUGGGAAUAAGACCCGCGAAUCGUUCGUGGGCGAUGUAAACUUCGACGCGAACAUGGUGAUCAUAUUGGCGGCUCUGUUGUGCGCAUUAAUAUGCGCGCUUGGAUUGAACUCGAUAGUGCGAUGCGUGUUGCGUUGUGGCCGAAGAUUUUCCACGGGGACCACAGAACAAACAACUGCUAGGCUUGUCUCAACGGGCCUGAAGAAACGUCAUCUGAGUCAGAUUCCGGUGAAAGUUUACGGGCCCGCGGCGAAUAUUCCGGCGACGGAGUGCCCGAUAUGCCUCGGGGAGUUCGAGAAAGGAGAUAAGGUGCGAAUGCUGCCAAAAUGCAAUCACGGGUUCCAUGUUAGUUGCAUAGACACAUGGCUUCUGUCACAUUCUUCUUGCCCCAACUGUCGCCAUUCGCUGCUUGAGAAACCCACAAAUUCAAAAUCCAAUUCCAAUUCUAAUAGGAGGAGUGAAGGAGGAGAAGUCGCCGGAGCUCGGGAUCCGGCAGAUGGAUCCGGCAACAUGCAAGUCCCCGUUGCGGUGGUCGACGAGCAGGCAAGUUGAAGAACAAAUCAGAUGGAUUUGUAGAAAUCUUAUUUUCUGCCCGCAACCGCAAGUUAGAAAUUUAAUUUUAAUUUUAAUAAUAGUAAUUAGUAAUUAGCACUCUUUUCAGUGA
Messenger RNA from Prosopis cineraria, 1527 nucleotides. Its product is annotated as RING-H2 finger protein ATL74-like. NCBI's taxonomy places the organism in Eukaryota, Viridiplantae, Streptophyta, Magnoliopsida, Fabales, Fabaceae. Gene Ontology annotation, molecular function: transferase activity. Bases 819 to 1415 code for a protein of 198 amino acids. Gene Ontology annotation, biological process: protein ubiquitination. The transcript has a single exon. The record is from RefSeq and is a predicted model, not a curated record.